UCACAGGCCGUCUUGGGAACACGCCCGCCCUCCCUCCUCUCCAGGAUGAAAGGAACCAGUGAGCACCAGGAUAAGGACAAAAACAAAACAAAACAAAACCAUCCAAAUUACCCCCAGACGCCCGCCCCGCGGUCUCCGUGUGUUCGGCGCCCCGCGGACGUGCACUUUGUCACCUGGAGUGGAGCGGGGCAGAGCUGGCGGGACGGGACGGGGUGCUAGGCUCGGCGCCACACCCCUAGGAGCUCCCACCCAAGGCAGACCGCCCGGUUCUCCCUCCGAAUCUCAACAGAAACUUUCCCCUCUGUCCCCUGCGCCACCGCGAGUUGCUUAGCCGACCGCUGGCCGGGAGGACGCCUGUCCUCUGCUCUGGAGACGCCCUUCGGGACGCGUGCAGCCCUGCCCUCGGGGACUUCGGUGCAGCACGGGACCAGGCGAAAGGUUCCUACAGCACAGCCUGGCUUUCCUGGUCCGCCUGUGCUUCCUGGAGUUCCAUGGAAAAUGGAAGGCCUCCCGAUCCUGCAGACUGGGCUGUGAUGGACGUCGUCAAUUAUUUCCGAACAGCAGGAUUUGAGGAGCAAGCCAGUGCUUUCCAGGAACAGGAAAUUGAUGGAAAAUCCCUGCUCUUGAUGACAAGAAAUGACGUGUUGACAGGACUUCAGUUAAAAUUGGGGCCCGCUCUGAAAAUCUAUGAGUAUCAUGUUAAACCUCUUCAGACCAAGCAUUUAAAGAACAGCUCUUCAUAGUAAAGUGAAACUGAGGUCUCAGUCCUCAAAACAGAAUACACAAUGAUGUCAUUUAGUUUCAUGUUGUGAGAUUUCACAAACAGAAUACAUGUGUAUAUGUAAAGAAUUUCGAUCCAACAAAGUGUUAUCCUAUUGGAUAGACUAGGCAAUCCAUCAGUUGGCCUGACUCAGCCCAGAGGAGCAAAGACAGAAUGUAUGUAAGAUGGUUGUCCUUGUCAAACCAAGUCAUCAUUGGCUCUGAGGUACCCUUCCCCUGGGGAGCUUUGAGAUCACAAGAAUUUUCUUUGUUUCUUCAUAGAUUGUUUUCCACCAACUCCUUAAAAAUGAGGAUGGAUGUAGAAUGAGUGGUUUGGGUUGUAGACUUAGAAAUGAGAGCAAACAAAACUCCAUGGGGAGGGGGAAGGGAGGGAGUGCUGUCUCCCUUGAGUUGCCCUGCUCCUAGAUGUCUGCUCCAAGGAUGGAAUUGCCAACACCCUUUUUUGUAGAGGGUUCUCCACUUGACCUUCUUAAGGUUUCACAGAAACGUUGUGUGUGAAGCGAACAUGCACCAGGCUCCCUUUCGGAGCAGAACUCUCUCUGAGGAGAGAGACAUGCUAUGCACUGGAGACAUCCUUGUAAUCUACUCACUGUCACAGGGGCGGGGAGCUGGGGUGUGUAUUUCCUGCUUACGUUGGUUCUUUGUUGCUGAAGAAAACAUUUAGGGGCUUUGGGGUUUUUUGUUUGUUUGGUUGGUUGGUUGGUUUUGCUUUUUACUUUAUGGUUUGUAUUUAUAAUUUCUUUCUGAAGCGAUUUGCCAAGAGUUAAUAGAUCCCAAAGCUUUGUUAAUAGCACAGAAUAUUUUUAUAUAUACAUAUAUAUUCCUCCAUGAUUCUGUAAUAUUUUUUUAAUUGUCCUAUGCUGUGCUUGGUCCCUGGUUUGAGAACUUGUCUUUCAGAACUUGAAAAAGUGAGCUUGCUACAUCUCUGUUCAAAGAGACACUUAUUGAGUGAUGUUUGUCCAUACUUGUUGAGUUGAUGCUUUGUGAUUGCAAUAAAACACUGCUUCGGUUCACCAA
Messenger RNA from Myodes glareolus (Bank vole), 1797 nucleotides. RefSeq names its product sterile alpha motif domain containing 13 (gene Samd13). The record is from RefSeq and is a predicted model, not a curated record. Lineage: Eukaryota; Metazoa; Chordata; Mammalia; Rodentia; Cricetidae. Gene Ontology annotation, biological process: negative regulation of DNA-templated transcription. Gene Ontology annotation, molecular function: histone binding; chromatin binding. Gene Ontology annotation, cellular component: nucleus.